Messenger RNA from Labeo rohita (rohu), 3691 nucleotides. It is a transcript of the gene eps15l1b, whose product is annotated as epidermal growth factor receptor pathway substrate 15-like 1b. The record is from RefSeq and is a predicted model, not a curated record. Gene Ontology annotation, cellular component: plasma membrane; cytoplasm; clathrin coat of coated pit. Gene Ontology annotation, biological process: endosomal transport; endocytosis. Gene Ontology annotation, molecular function: cadherin binding; calcium ion binding. The transcript is spliced from 24 exons. Bases 40 to 2652 code for a protein of 870 amino acids. Lineage: Eukaryota; Metazoa; Chordata; Actinopteri; Cypriniformes; Cyprinidae.
GAGACGGACUCCUGUGCGCGUGCUCGUGAAUCAGGAAAUAUGGCGGCGCUCACACCGCUCAGUCAGUUAUCAAGUGGAAACCCUGCAUAUGAGAGCUUCUACAGACAGGUGGAUCCGGGAAACACUGGGAAAGUGGGAGCUGCAGAAGCCGCUCAGUUCUUAAAGAAAUCUGGGCUUUCGGACAGCACAUUGGGUCAGAUCUGGGAUCUGUCAGACACAGAGAGAAAAGGUUACUUGGAUAAAAAGGGUUUCUUCACUGCUCUGAGGCUGGUGGCGUCUGCUCAAGGAGGAAGUGAUGUCAGUCUAAACAGUUUAAGCCAGAACAUCUCUGCACCCAUCCCUAAAUUUAGAGAUGCCGGCAGCCCGUCCCUGAACAUCACAACCUCUGCUGCUGAUUCCAGCUGGACAAUAAAGCCGGAGGAUAAAGCAAAGUAUGAUGGGAUAUUUGAGAGUCUGUCUCCAGUUGGUGGGCUCCUGUCAGGUGAUAAAGUGAAACCAGUCCUAAUGAACUCGAACCUGCCUCUCGAUGUACUUGGAAAGAUUUGGGAUCUCAGCGACAUUGACAAAGAUGGACACUUGGAUAAAGAUGAGUUUUCAGUGGCGAUGCACCUGGUUUAUGCAGCCAGAGAGAAGGAGCCUGUGCCGUCAACCCUCCCCACCACUCUCAUCCCUCCAUCCAAGCGGAAGAAGAUCGCAGGCUCUCUUCCGGGAUCCGUUCCUGUUCUUCCCUCUAGUCCGUUCCUCCUGAAGGAGAACCUGCGGCCCACGGCGGCGCUUUCCAAGAGUCCUCUGAGUAGCAGCACAAACCUGUCUCCGUCAAACUCAUUCAAGCGCUCCACCCCGACGCCUCCGCUGCUUCAAACACUCACACAGCAGCCGUCGUCUGAUCACUGGGUGGUGCCAGCGGAAGACAGAGAGCAGUACGAGGAGAUCUUUGAGCUGGCAGACUCUGAUUUUGAUGGGAUGGUUGGAGGAGGUGAAGUGAAGGAUAUCUUCAUGAACUCACGGCUGCCUCAGAGUGUCCUGGCACACAUAUGGUCACUGGCGGACACUCAGCGUACCGGCAAACUCACCAAAGAGCAGUUCUGUCUGGCGAUGCACCUGAUUCAGGAGAAAGUGAAAGGAGUGGAUCCUCCUCAGAGUCUGACGCCUGACAUGAUACCGCCGUCAGAGAGAGGAGCCGCCAGCACACCGAUUCUCUCUGGAUUCACAUCAUCAGUCGCGUCUGAAUUGACUCCAUUGACCAGUCUGAGCAGGGACAGCAACAGUUCUGUUGGGUUGGUUGAGCUGACGGGAAUCAAGGAGCUGGAUGACAUCAACCAGGAAAUCUCCCAGCUGCAAAGUGAGAAACGCAUAUUAGAGACAGAAAUCAGGCAGAAAGAGGAAGCCCUGCGACAGAAGAACGGUGAAGUGCAGGAGGUGCAGAGAGACCUGGAGCGUGAAAACGUGGGCCUUCAGGACUUGGAGCACCAGAAACGGGACGCUCAGGAGCGACUCAGUGAGAUGGAGCAGCAGAGAGCCAAACUGGAGAGCACGCUGGACGAGACCAAGAACAAGUGGCAAGAGGAGAACACUAAAAUCACAUCGCUGCAGACGCAGAUCCUGUCUCAGGAGUCAGACGUACAGAUGCAGGAGAAGGAGAUGAGCAGAACGAAGACGGACCUGUACUGUCUGGAACAAGAGGAGCAGCGUUUGGAGGACAGUCUGCGUGCCGGAAAAGCCAAGCUGGACAGCAUCCUCAAACUGCUGAAAACAUCGCAGGACGAGAUGGACCAGACGCGCAGUCAGCUCAGUGAGAUACAGGACGCGCAGCGGGAGCUCAAUAAGACCAUCGAGCGCUACAGCAAAGCUCUGGACGACAACGUGACCAGCCUGGCCGAACUGGACCAGCUCAUCGCUGAGGAAAGCAACACCACUGUCACUAAGGAGGAUUCAUUGGUUAAGUCCAGGAUGGCCAUGUUUAACAGUAGCGGCUCUCAAGGCCUGAACGCAGACCCCUUCCAGAGGGAAGACCCCUUUAAGAGUGACCCCUUCAAUAAAGCUGAUCCGUUUGGAGGAGAUCCGUUCCAGCAGAACGACCCGUUCAAAGACCCGUUCGCUAAUUCUGAUCCCUUUGGUGAAAGCUCCUCAAGUCAGUUCAAGGCCAGUCCUUUCAGCAAAAGAAUCAGCCAGACAUCAUUGAGUCCCAAACCUAAAGAUUCAGACCCGUUUGCUGCAUCAGACCCUUUCGGUAGCGACUCUUUUGGAGGGAAAGGUGGUUUUGCUGAUUUCUCUCAAAUGUCAAAGAGCUCAGAGCCUCAGAGCCGAAAGCCGACAUAUCCGCUGCCUCCUCCAAAAAAACCCGGACCGCAGAGACCAGCGCCGCCUCCUUACGGAAAGAAUUCAUCCGCCACGUUUAGCGGUUCAGGGGUUCAUAGUCAAGGUUUUGGUGCUCCAGCUGUUCGAAAGACACCCGUCUCUUCGUCCUCAACGUUACGGUCUGCGACGUUAACAGACUUUAGAGCUUUCGGAAGUGAGACACAGCAGCUGGAGUGGGCCAAGCGUGAGAGUCAGAGAGAGGAGGCGGAGCGAAUCCGGAGGCUCCGCCUACAGGAACAACAAGACCUGGAACUGGCUCUGGCUCUCAGUCGAGCUGAAAUGCCCCGAACGUGAAGCUGCAGCGUUUUUGGAUUCGAUCCUUUAAAGAAGCAAUGAAGCUUUUGCCCCAAUCACACGCUCUUCCUGAAGAUCUCUCAGGUUUGCCGUAGCCAUCGCUGAACCAAUGAAAUGCAACAAAACCAAAGGUCAAAGUUACAGAUUCACUCGACACAUUUGCUCAUGAACUGCACAAAACGCUCAACCGCUGAAUUCUGCUUUAUGAAUAUUAUAUACAGCUUUUCCAAAUACUGUAGGACCGGUCGGAGAUCUUGUAAGUCUUAAGUCAUUUAUCGAUGCAACCUCUAUCUGCAGUUGUUGGUUCUGCAAAGCAGAUUCAACCCAAAGUGCUUCAUAUCUGUGUCUUUAGGACGUUAGUUUGACUAUGAUCAACACUGUCCUUUGGUUUAAUUUUGAAAGAAUUACUAAAUGCAUCUGUAUUUACAUAUAAACCUGCAUAAUCAAUGCAUUCCUCACAGCAAAGAACAAAUCCUCCUGAAUUUAAUUUUCUUAUACUGUUAAAUAAUAUGCACGUUUUAUUAGAUGCAUGAAGAUCAAAUGAAGCAUAUUCUUUAGUUUUGAAGGAACCUGUUUUUAUGUAGUUUUUGCACUGUUUGAGAGUGAGAGAUGAUGUAAUAAUGCAUCUGAGCUGUAUUUUUUGUUUAACCCUUUAAAUGAGAUCUUCUAGAUGACAGCAGAUCACUCAAACUAAAGGAGCUCUGCCCACUUUCAUCUGGUUUUAACCCUUUUCUAGCCUUUUCUUGAAGUAUAUUUUGCCUUGAAGUGAAGCCUUAUACUGUAUAUGGAGCUUGUUCUUAUUAUGUAUUCAUAUAUUUAUUGUACAUGUGAUGCUUAACACUAAAAUCAUCAGGUUAUGGGUUGUUUAUAUGGUAAAGAAGUGAAUUUUGGGGUUUGAUUUUCUCUUUUUAUCAUUUUGAAGAUUCUACUGACCUUUAACGUGUUUGUGUUUUGGUUCUUCUGUGGAAAAGGGUUAAAAAAAAUUUUACAGAGUGCUGCUUUUCAAUGUUUUAAUAAAUGUCAAAUGUAUUUAUCUGAA